GAUAUAAAUUUAUGUGUGAGUUUCAAGUUGGAUCUCUUGGGUCUGUAUGAAUUUGGUUCUAAUGUACAAAAAAACUAAAAAUAUUCAAAUAACGAAUGUAUUUGAAAAUAGUUUGGAUAUUUGAACAAAAAAUAAUCAUAUUAUCCGGUUCGAUCCGGAUCUUUUGAAUACAAUUAGUUAUAUAGAUACAUAUCUAAAAUAUAUAACACUAAUCAUGAAAAAUAAGUAUCAAUGCAUAAAUACGUAAAAAACUAAUACCUACGCGGAUGCGCGGGUCAAGCUCUAGUGCUUCUUAAUUGUGAAACCACAUCCAACAGUAGAAUAAAUAAUGUAUAAGGUUACAUAUGGCUUUUAUGUUCAAAAAUUGCCACUAUAAAUAAUACUUUUCAUUAAAUUAACCAUGAUUGUCAUUUGAAAAAAAAAAAAAAAACCAUUGAUCAGGCAUCAGUUGUCUACCCUUGAAUUAACAUAAUUUAAUACUACUAGAAUUCUUGCCGCGCUACGCACGGAUUGUACCUUAUAAACUUAUUUAACAUCUUUAUUAUUAUUAUUUUUGAAAUUCAUUUUACAUCUUUAUAUGUUUGAAUAUUUUAUACCAUUUUAAUUUUCAAUAAAUUAAAAUGUCUAAGGUAAUGUGUAACAUAUGGUGAUGGAUUUGAGUUUUCAUUGUGAUUUUUUGAACUGAUAAAUUUCACUUUGUUUUUUAUUUUACAUUUAUGUAAUUUUUCAGCUGUUAUUUUUUUGAUCGGGUGUUAAUUAUAAAUCUAUUGACUAUUUUAAAAUAGGAAAAAUAGUAUAUAAUAAUGUUUGGUAUCUGUUUCAUCCAAAAAAAUUGUAUAUCCAUGAAUAUAAAAUAUUUAAAUUUUUGUUUUAAUCCAAAUUUUUAAUGCUCUUAUACUUUGAAAAAUAAACUGUUUUAACUUAAUAGUUUGAUUUGUUUUUUUUUUAAUUUAUUCAUAUCACCAAACUACUGAAAACAAAUAUAUAUAAGUUUAGUUUAUUAUAUAUUUUAAGUUAUCUCUUAGCUAAAAUUUUACUAUUAAUUUUAUAACAUUUUUGUAAUAAAUUAUUUGUAUAUGUUUAUACAUUAUUUGAUUUUAAAAACUAUUUGUUUCAUCAUUUUUUGUGCCAAUUUGAAUUAAUGAUUCUUAAUUAUAUAGUAUAGAUGUAACAAAAUUAUCUGAAAGUGGAACAUAUUUUUAAAAUGAUAGGGUAGACAUAAUUGUUUUCAAGGAAGUUGUGUUGGAGGUGAGAGAAUAAUCAGCUUCACUCACUGUUAUUUAGAGUCAAAGUCAAGUUUGAGAAACUGGUGUUCAUGUUAUUACCAUAUUUCUUUUUCUUGCAAGCUUUUAUUACUUGUCUAAUCGAUGUGCUUCUAAAACAGAUUUUGCAUUCAAACGGAACUUUAUUGCUUUGUUCAAGCGUGCUUACAUUACUUUUAAGUAUGCUAAAUCAUUUUAAGAUCUUAGUAACUAUGACCAUGCUAAAUCAUUUUAAGAUCUUAGUAACUCUGACCAUCUGGAGCGAGGACUUUGGGAUGCAACUUAUUGGGAAUGCUUGCUCGAGCUGAAUUACUUGACUUUUGUUUGAUGUAAAACUCUUUAGAUAUAUUAAAAUAAAUGGAAAAUACACCCUUCAAUGUUAACCUUUAGGGCAUUCUACUUACAUUGAAUAAACUAUCCUAUCAUGUGCUGCCUAUUUCCAAUGUUGCAGGUUCUCAAUGGUCUACUUAGUAGAAGCAGUCCCUAUGAGAUUGGAGUGUCAUAAGCUCCGGUAAUCCUGCCGGAGCUUCAUCUUCUCCAGCUUAUCCUGCUCAAGGAAACAGUUCACGAAUGUACACAUUAGACCAUAUGCAAUAAGAUUUUUAGGCUGGUGAUAACUGAUUUUACUUAAAGCUAAUACAUCAAUUAAAUUUAAAGCUAAAGCUACAAAAUCUACAGGUUAAAUUUUUUUAAAAAAAUAAAGCAAAAGAUCCGAAGCUACAUCCUAUACCAUUCAACCCCAUCAUAUAGAGAUGAAGAACGAAAGAAGAGAAAAAACAAUAGAAAGAACCUCAAAGAAUUCACUUUUCUUUGUCAUCGGCAUGGCGUACGGAAACGUUAGAUACACAGCUUCUAAGCUCUGAACUUUCUGGUUCGCGUAAUUUCUGGAAUCCAUGAACACUCUCGGCUCUGGCUGAAACCAAAAGCUGGGAUUUAGUCAACUCACUAAUAGUUUUUGAACCAUGCCAUGUGGCAGUUGAGGAAGAGUGACUUCUGCGAAAAGACAUAUGUUAUCCUUAAAUUGAGUCUCCUAAGUAUCACAAUCUUUCUUCAAGUUAUUUUUAAAAUGUAUCACAAAGUCUUUUGCCAUGUACACACUCUCUAGCUCAAAUUUGUCGAAUCCAACCUUCUUCAAAGCCACUAUCCUCCAAGUUUCAGUCUCUUGUGCACGGAAGACACUAUGGUUCAUCCAUUUUCAAAUCUUUAAUAUCUCCAAAAAAGAAAAAAAUAGAGCUAAUAAUUUUCCAUUAACUACAAAAAUUCAGACGCAAGCACAUUCAAAUGUAUUCAUCACAUAACAUAAUGAAAAAUAAAUGAGCUAAAAAUUCAAAAUAUUGUACUUGAUUGAGUUGUCGAGCUCUUGCGCAGUUGUGCAAUCAAAGCUCCAUAGAAAUAAACGUGUUACCAUGGUGGUAAUCGUUCCCUUCACCAUUUUCUCUUGAUUUCAGACAUGAAACCAAUCAAAGCUCAAUGGAAAUGAAAAUCUCAUAGAGAAUUUUUGUAACUAUAAAUGUCGUAACCUUGUUAUUUUUUCAAAAGCAUCAGAUCAAAACUGGAUCCGGCUGUAGAUAGCUUCGCCAGAAAAGUUGCUUAGCCACACAUGCAUGGAAGCCGGUGGCGGCCAACUGUGAGGGAAAUUCUGGCUGCGGAAGGAUACAUCGGCAUAUUUAUAUGGAGCUAGUAGAAUUAGUGGAAGAUGACAGUUACAGAUCUAGGUAACUAAGAAAAUGAUAAGAUUUUUGAUGACUAUUGAUUUUUUUUAAACUGUAGAGAAGGGAUAGAGAAAAAGCAUGUGAAGGUGAGGAAAAAGAUUCGGCUGAAUAAAUGUAGGUCAUAUUUAAUCUUUUGGAAAUUUGUUGUUUAAAGAAAAUGGAUUUCGUUGUAAUAUGAUUAGAGAACAGACUUCGAUUAAGGUUGGAUUUUAUUUAGGCUUGUUAAACUAAAAAUGAUGUGUAACUUUAAUUGAAUAUAAAUAUUUUUGCUGAUGUGGCAUAACUUAGGAGUCUCUAAAUUAGUUCAUUUUAUAUAGUAGAGAUUCAGUUCAUCUUUUAAUAGUAGAAUUUAAAUUUUUUUUAAAUGAUUUGAAUUUUUUUGUAUAAUUGAUAAGACAGCGGGGAAAUAUUUUACGUACUCAUUAACAUACAUUUCAAAAGAAACAUAAAAUAAAUAAUAUACGUUUAGAUUUGAUCAGUACACUUUAUUUUGCUAGUUACUGAUUGCCACAAUUUGUGUUGUUUUUUUUUUUUUUUUGGUCAAACCACAAUUUGUGUUGUUAUUUUAGUAAAUUUUAGCAACAACAAAUUAGGAUACAUGUGAAAGUUUUUCCAUGACGGAAGAAGAAUAAAGGACUUACCCGCUUUAGUGUGACUCUAUAAAGGAAAGGUACCAUAUUGUACGGUAAUUGUUUGUUCUUAUGGUCUAACGUAUAUUACAUUUGAACGGAUCAUAUUUUCCUAUUAGCCAAGAAAAAUGAUUUUUUUUUAUCAAUAUUUCCAACGUAUAUUACAUUUGAACGGAUCAUAUUUUUCUCUUUAACCAUCAUCCAUUCAUCUCUUUUUUUUCUAUUAAAGUUAAGAUGUAUGAUCAGAGAAGACCUUUGAUUUUUGUUUACUUUUAGCUGAAACGAAGACUCUUGGUUACAACUUACAACUAGAAAAUCUGCUCGGUGAUUUUAAAUAGAUUUAUUAAGUAUCGUCAUCACAUACAGACAUACAGUAGUAAUUUAUAUAUUCCCAUGUCUUUUAUAUUUACAACUACAUGCGAAUCACUAAACCGUAUAGGGUUAGGAGUUAGGACCAUAGAGUGAAAGUUGUUAAGAGAUUUGGCAGAUAUCAUCUUCUAAUCUAAUAAUGUUUCUCUUACAUAACUCUUAAUAAUGUAAUUAAGGGUUUAUUAAUAUGUCUCCCUAAUUUAAUUGGUGAAGCCAGAAUCGAAAGUCCACCAUCAACCCCAUCUUCCUUCUUUUUAUAGAGACACAAGAGACGCCCUUUCUUCUCCGUGUCUUUCUGUCUCAACUCUGUCAACAUGUCAGGACCUCUAACUUGCUCUGUGUCCGAUCUCUCCACCAUGCUCGGUCCCAACGCCACCGCGGCGGCUGAAUACAUAUGCGGCCAAUUAGGCACCGUAAACAACAAGUUCACCGAUGCAGCCUACGCCGUAGACAACACCUAUCUUCUCUUCUCUGCCUACCUCGUCUUCUCCAUGCAGAUAGGCUUUGCGAUGCUCUGUGCUGGCUCCGUUAGAGCCAAGAACACAAUGAACAUCAUGCUCACCAAUGUCCUUGACGCUGCAGCCGGAGGACUCUUUUACUAUCUUUUCGGUUACGCCUUUGCCUUUGGCGGAUCCUCUGAAGGUUUCAUCGGAAGGCACAACUUUGCUCUUAGAGACUUCCCGACCCUCACGUCCGACUACUCUUUCUUCCUCUACCAAUGGUCAUUCGCAAUCGCAGCUGCUGGAAUAACCAGCGGUUCUAUCGCGGAGAGGACUCAGUUUGUGGCUUACUUGAUCUACUCUUCUUUCUUAACCGGAUUUGUUUAUCCUGUUGUGUCUCACUGGUUCUGGUCCCCGUUCGGAUGGGCUAGUCCCUUCCGUUCAGCAGAAGACCGUUUGUUUAACACCGGAGCCAUAGAUUUUGCUGGCUCCGGUGUUGUUCACAUGGUAGGUGGCAUAGCAGGAUUAUGGGGUGCUCUCAUCGAAGGUCCUCGACGUGGCCGGUUUGAGAAAAGUGGUCGCGCUAUUGCACUACGUGGCCACUCCGCCUCCCUUGUCGUCUUGGGAACGUUCCUUCUUUGGUUCGGUUGGUACGGUUUCAACCCCGGUUCAUUCACCAAGAUCCUCGUUCCGUAUGAAACCGGUUCUAGCUACGGCCAAUGGAGCGGAAUAGGACGGACAGCGGUUACAACCACGCUUGCUGGAUCCACCGCAGCUCUAACCACACUCUUCGGUAAACGUCUUCUCUCUGGCCACUGGGCCGUGACAGACGUAUGUAACGGGCUACUCGGUGGGUUCGCCGCCAUAACAGGGGGUUGCUCUGUGGUAGAGCCCUGGGCUGCGAUCGUAUGUGGAUUCGUGGCUGCCCUAGUUCUCAUCGGCUGCAACAAGCUCGCGGAGAUCGUACAGUAUGAUGAUCCCCUUGAGGCGGCGCAACUACACGGAGGAUGUGGUGCGUGGGGGUUGAUAUUCGUAGGGCUUUUUGCAAAGGAGAAGUAUCUAAACGAGGUUUACGGCGAGACACCUGGAAGGCCAUAUGGACUGUUAAUGGGUGGAGGAGGGAAGCUGUUGGGAGCACAAUUAGUUCAAAUACUUGUGGUUGCAGGAUGGGUUAGUGCUACCAUGGGAACACUCUUCUUCUUGCUCAAAAGGCUCGGUUUGCUGAGGAUAUCGGAGAAGGAUGAGAUGGCCGGUAUGGAUAUGACACGUCACGGUGGUUUUGCUUAUAUGUACUAUGAUAAUGAUGAUGAGUCUCACAGGGCCAUUCAGCUCCAAAGAGUUGACCCUGGAUCUCCUUUCCCUCGUUCUGUUACUCCUCCUCGCGUUUAAUUUUCAAGCUUCUUGUAAUUAUAUUAACUGUUAAGUAUUGUUGGGGUUAUGGUUUUCGAAAUACAAACUUUGUUUGGAUAUUUGGUGAUCUAUCAUACCGUUUGAUACCUUUAUGCCAUUCUCAUAGGCGGUCAUUUAAAGCGUUUGUGUAACUUUGUGAACCAAAUACAAAUAAGUUGGUUGAUUUUAGAAAGAAAAGUAAUGAACGGUUUAGAUUAUAUUAUGUUGUAAUGAACGUGUACCAUAAAACAGUUUUGGCUAUAAAAGCUUUUUCAACUCAAUUUGGAAAGUUUUGUCAUAUAUAUAUAUAGAGUUAGUGACUUAUGUUGAAUUUGAAUCAAUCACACGUUCUUAUUAACUUAGAUCUAUAUGCACUUUAUUCUCUCUCUCUCUUCUGGCUUUCUCAUAUUUUGUGUAAGUCUGAGGCUGUUACUGUGAUCUCUGUUAAUGUGAGUGUUAUCUUGAAAUUUAGAUACAAUUUUGGAUUUUUUCACUAUUGGAUAUUUCGUUUCAGAGCUAUGAACUAUCCAGGAUAUCUUAUAUAUAUAACCUGUAGAACUGUCAUAUAGCUUUCACACUUUUGUUAUCAACUUAUUAUAUUAUAUGUAUAUUCGAGUUCGAGUUAAACCAGGACUGGAGCUAUAGGUACAUUCUGAUUUUUAAUCAAUCUAUAUAUUGCAUUGCAGUACCUGAGCUCGUCAUUUAGCUACUAAGAUUGUACGACAUUGCCUAGAUGAACUGCUUUGUUUUAUUAAUCUAUAACAUUCAUCUUUCUUGGUUAGUUUUCAUCUUCCUAGGCUAAUUCCGUAAAGUAAGGGUUUUGGGCGCCAUUGACUAUGUGAUGUGCCUCAGUACAUGGACCUGGAUCAAGAUGGCGAUCUUGUUGCACAGCUCGACCCAACUGAAGUUUCCCCAUCGGAUCAUGCCGACCGUGCCGUCUACCGUAUCGACCCGCGGACGUCCCAGAUGGAGCUAAGAAUGAAACCACGGCCUGACGAUGGAACUGACCAACCCACAUGAGUUAUUUCCCGACCAACUCAACAAGCUAAGACUGAUAGUCGAGCCAGAAGCCACUUGGGACGAGAAGAAUCCGAAGACGACCGAAGCUUCUCUCUUUUGGCCCUUUUGGUUCGUACAUCAUGUCCCGAUGACCAAACAGACGUCCUUGCCUCAGUGUUCGACCCCAUGAUGGACUUCUCUCUUAGACAUUUCUCUAAGACAAGGAUCCUUAAGCUAUCUGAAGACUUGACCCACGCAGGGACACAGCUCGUUCGUGUGGAACACCCGGCGGGCCGUACGGAUCGAACAAUGAUCCUUACCGCCAUGGACCAGACUGGUUCGAAUGAACCUGGACAGUAGCCAAAGGGUCAUUUCGACCAGAUCAAGAACCGAAGAGUUAUUUGACUAUCUUUAUGUUUUCAAUCAAUCUUUUCAUUUUCUAGAUUUGAUUAAUAUGUAAACACUUCUCAUAAGUUAUCAAUCGAUUUUUCCUUCUUAUUUUGAGUUUAUCUCUUUGUUCUUCGUUUAAGAAAACUUUCGUUGUUUUUUGGUGCGUAAUAUCCAAGUAAACAGCCUCAUUUUUGCUGGACUAGUGCGUCAUAUCAAGUAGCAACGUGAGUUGGAAAUAUCAACAGCCUUCUGCAACUGUUAUGCGACACUUCAAUCCACCAUUUCUCCCUCGUUCCUCACUGUUUCGUGGGAGAUCAUAUCAUUUCACAAUCCGGCUGAGUGAUACUAUAAUUAGGGCGUAUCAAAAUGGUAUCAGAGCCACUCUACCGAUAUUGUCUAUCCAUCUUCUCAUCUUCCAUUUUGGUAAAAGUAUAGUCAUCCAAUCCUUAGGCUUGAUGACAUGCUAGAGAGUUCAUGUCUCCUCUGUUAUCUCUAAACAUGAUUGGAAAAGUGGCUAUCACCAAAUUCGCAUGAAAGAAGGUGAUGAGUGGAAAACUUCAUUUAAAGCUAAGCUAGGAUUGUAUGAGUGGCUUGUCAUGCCUUUUGGUCUUACUAAUGCUCCUAGGACAUUCAUGCGUUUGAUGAAUCAUCUCUUACGGUCCUUUAUUGGCCAUUUUGUUGUUGUCUACUUUGAUGAUAUUCUUAUCUACAGCAAGAGCCUUGAUGAUCAUAAACUGCAUUUGAAAUCUGUUCUUGAAGUUCUUAGGAAAGAAAGGUUGUUCGCAAAUCUUGGUAAAUUCUCUUUUGGAACAGAUCACGUGGUUUUUUAGGCUUUGUUAUAGGCGCUGAUGGACUCAGGGUGGAUGAAAAGAAGAUCAAAGCCAUCCAUGACUGGUCUAGUCCAACAACCGUUGGAGAGGUGAGAAGCUUUCAUGGACUAGAUGGGUUCUACCGGAGGUUCUUUCAGAACUUCAGCACUAUAGCAGUCCCACUCACGGAAGUGAUCAAGAAGAACCUUGGUAGUGGGAACAAGCUCAAGAUGAAGCAUUUCAAAUACUUAAAGGGAAGUUAACUCAAGCUCCUUUGCUUGCUCUUCCUGAUUUCUCUAAGACUUUUAAAAUUGAAUGUGAUGCCUCAGGCGUGGGUAUUGGUGCUGCAUUGAUGCAUGAAAAGAAGCCCAUUGCAUAUUUCAGUGAGAAACUUGGAGGAGCCAUACUCAAUUACCCCAGUUACGACCAGAAACUGUAAGCUUUGGUGAGGGCUCUCCAAACGUGUCAGCAUUACCGCUGGCCAAAGGAGUUCUUGAUUCACAGAUAUCACCAAUCUUUGAAACACUUUAAGGGCCAGCAAAAGUUAAAAAAGAGGCACGCACGUUCGAUCGAGUUCAUUGAGACUUUUUCUUAUGUCAUCAAGUACAUGAAAGGUAAAUAAAACGUGGUGGAUGAUGCCUUGUCUAGGAGGUAUGUUCUUCUUUCAGCUCUUGAAACUAAGUUGCUCAGUUUUGAAUUCAUCAAGAAUUUGUAUGCAACUGAUCAUGAUUUUAAAGAGAUCUUCAAGAUAUGUUCUAAGGCCACUUAUGGGAAGUAGUAUCAAAUGUCUGAAUUUUUAUUCUUUGAUAACCGUCUUUUUGUGUCUCAAUGUUCUUUGAGGGAGUUUUUUUGUUGGGGAAGCACAUGGAGGAGGACUGAUGAGAAAUUUCGGAAUCAAGAAGACCCACAAGGUGAUUCAUGAGCACUUCCAUUGCCGAGCCUGAUGAGGGACAUGGAACGGAUAUAUGGCCGAUGUGUGGUCUGCAAGAAAGCCAAAUCCAAGGCGCAAAACCAAGGUUUUUACUCAACUUUACCCAUUUCAUCUCAUCUUUGGAUCGACAUUUCUAUGGAUUUUGUGCUUGGAUUGCCUAAGUCUAAAGCUGCUAGAGAUUAUAUCGUUGUGGUGGUUGAUAGAUUCUCUAAGAUGACUCAUUUCAUUCCUUGUUACAAAACGGAUGAUGUUGUGCAUGUAGCAGAACUAUUCUUUAGAGAUGUUGUUAGGUUGCACGGUAUGCCUAGAACGAUUGUUUCUGAUAGAGAUGCUAAGUUCCUUAGUUACUUUUGGAAGACUUUGUGGUCUAAGUUCGGAACCAGGCUGUUAUUCUCCACCACUUGUCACCCCCAAACUGAUGGAUAAACUGAGGUUGUGAACCAGAUCCAUUCAAAAGCUACAUGAAAAGGUUCGUGCCAACAAUGAAGCCAAAACAAAUAUCUAUGAGAGAAAGGUAAACAAUAAAAGGAACAAGGUCGUUUUGAAGAAGGUGAUCUUGUUUGGGUGCAUUUGAGGAAGGAACGGUUCCCAGAAGAGAGGAAGUCUAAGCUUAUGCCGCGUAUUGAUGGUCCAUUUCUGAUCAUUAAAAAAUCCGUGAUAAUGCAUAUCAGCUUAAUUUGCAAGGUAAGUAUGACAUUUUUUCUAGCUUUAAUGUUUCUGAUCUUUCUUUCUUUGUUGCAGAUGUUCCAGAUUUGUGGACAAAUCCUUUUGAAGAGGAGGGGAAUGAUGCGCCUCACUACAUGGAUCCGGGCAAGGAUGACAAUCAUGUUGCACAGCUCGACCCAACCAAGGUUUCCCCAUCGGAUCAUGCCGACCGUGCCGACCGUUUUGUCUACCAUAUCGACCCCCGCGGACGUCCGGAAUGGAGCUAAGGAUGGAGCCACGACCUGAUGAUGGAAUUGAACGACCCACAUAAGUUGUUUUCCGACCAACUCGACAUGCUAAGACUGAUAGUCGAGCCAAAAGUCACUUGGGACGAGAAGAAUCCGAAGACGACCAAAGCUUCUUCCUUUUGGCCCUUUUGAUUUGUACUGCAUGUCUCGAUGACCGAAUGAACAUCCUUGCCUCAGUGUUCGAUCCCUUGAUGGACUUCUCUCUCGGACAUUUCUCUAAGGCAAGGAUUCUUAAACUAUCUGAAGACUUGACCCACACGGGGACAGCUUGUUCGUGUAGAACACCCGGCGGGCCGUACGGAUUGAACAGCUCACGUCCUGAUCCUUACCACCAUGGACUAGACUGGUUCGGAUGAAACGGGACAGUAGCCAGAGGGUCAUUUCGACCAGAUCAAGAACCGAAGAGUUAUUUGACUAUCUUUAUGUUUUUCAGCCAAUCUUUUCAUUUUCUAGAUUUGAUUUUCUACAAAAUUUCUAAGUUUUUCUUUGAAUAUUGUUUCUAUAAAUAUGUAAACACUUCUCAUAAGUUAUCAAUCAAUUUUUCCUUUUUAUUUUGAAUUUAUCUAUUUUUUGUUUGGAUAUUUGGUGAUCUAUCAUACCGUUUGUUACCUUUAUGCCAUUCUCAUAGGCGGUCAUUUAAAGCGUUUAAGAACACUUUCAUUGUUUCUUGGUGCAUAAUAUCCAAGUAAACAAUCUCUUUUUUGCUGGACUUGUGCGUCAUAUCAAGCAGCAAUAUGAGUUGGGAAUAUCGACAGCCUUUCGCAACUUUUGUGCGACCCUUCAAUCCACCAUUUCUCACUCGUUUCUAAUUGUUCCGUGAGAAAUCAUAUCAUUUUACAAUCCAGCUGAGUGAUCCUAAUUAGUGUGUAUCAUUAUGUAUUAUUUGGGGCAGGGCCAGUCCUGGACAAAGCUUAACGAAACAUUGAUCUUAGGUCCCCCAAAAAUGUUUUUAGACCCCCAUAUUUACCAAAACAAAUUUUAGCUGAAAUUUUUUAAACCCACUACAGCCCCCUAAAUCUUAGGGCCGGCCCUGUGGGGCACCCAAAUUCACUCGGAUGCUUUGGUUUAGUGGUUUGUAUGCAUGCAUUAUUAACCUGCUAAGUCAGGUACGAUUCUCACUUUUCGGUUUUGAUAUUGAUAAUCCGUAAAAAAUUCGAUCUUAGCUAAACACGUCCACUAAGAAGUUUCACUUCCUUUAUAUGUAUCAUAAAAAAGUAAGUUAAUCCAAACCUAAUUAUUUCCUUUUUUCUGUUAUAAUUACCUUUUUAUCUUUGUUUUCCUUUUCUCUCUAUCUUUGCUGGUUUUGAUUGGUAACAUGAUUUAUAAUUGAUUUAAUUUGAGUUAGAGGCAUAAAUCAAAAAUGUUACCAAUCAUGAUUUAAUUAUAAAUUUUUGAUUUUGUGUUUAAGUUAUAAUGUGGUAAUGUUGAGUUAUAUUUUUGAGUCUUCUUUGUAAAAUCAGUAAAUCAAAUGCUAAACCAACAUCAAAGAAAAGUUGGUGUAUUAGAACUAAUUAUUAAUUUUAUGUAUAAAGUGUUUAUGUGUAUUAGUUUUAAUACAUCAACUUUCUUAGUUUUUAUUAUAAACACUUUAUUAUAAAAUUAUUCUAACUCAUAAGUGCUUAUAAAAAAACUAAGAAAUAAAUAAUUCAUCAAAGUUCUCAUAAGUGCUUAAAAAAUUAUUAAUUAUGUUUGUAUAUAAAGUUGUGUGUUUAUAUGAGAUUGUUUGCUGUUACAUAUAUAAUUCAAAUAUUUAUGUAUCUUUCAUUAUUUUUAGUUUAAUAGAGCUUAAUUUUCUCUAAUAAUUAUUUCUUACUAAAAUUGUAAUAAGGGUAAUCAUUUUGUAUUUAUAAUUUUUAUUUAUUUGAAAUGAUAUUUACUAUAAUUUAUUUAACAAAAAGGUUACCAAUCUUAUAUUGUUAGUAACUAUAAAUUUUAGAAAAUAAAUAUUGCAACUUAUUUUGUCAAAUUUUUAUUUUAUACAUAUUAAAAGAAAAAAUAGUUUUAUUAUUAUUUAUUAAUCUUAAAUGGUAUAAUGUUUUAUUUCUUUUUAAUAAAUUAUUCAUUAAAAAUUGUAAUGCAACUUCUACAUCAAAAAAGUUAUCAGUCAUUAGUUUUAACAAAAUCAUAAUUCAUACUUUUACUGCAAACUUACCACAUAAAAAUACAGAUUUUACCACAUAAUAUUUACUGUAAAUCACAUCGAAAUACAAUACAUACCGCAAAUCAACCUUAAUACUACAUUUCACCAGUCAGAGUUCUCUUUUUUCUCUUAAGUUUAUUUUCUCCGCUACAUGUGUAAGUUUUGUUCUCUUUUUUCUUUUGUUUUCUUUUCGAAAGUUGUAUUAGUUUAGGAAAAUGUUUAAUAAAAACAAACAUAAAACUCUCUUUGGUUUCAUGAAUAGUGUACUGAUGAUUUUUCCUCUUUGGAAACAGAUAUUUUUAAUAAUAUUUUGAUUUUUAUUACAUAUUUUUAAUAUAAAAUAGUUAUAUAUGAGGGCCAACAAUUUUUGAGUGCACUUUAGGCGCCAUUUAUAUCUAGACCAGCACUGAAUGUGACAAACUAUAAAUAUUAUCCAUAUUAGUAUAUGAUUCUAUUGUUAGUAAUCUAUUCGAAUAUUAGACUUGCAAAUGUUUUAGGGAUUGAUAAUCUUGACAGAAUAAAAGAGGAAGAAGACGCAAAACGAGAAUAUUAAAAAAAAAACACUUAGUGCUUAAAUGGAUAGAGAAUAAAAUGAGGGCACACUAUUAUAGUAAGUAUUUGUGGUGUAGUGGUAAAAGGCAUGUUGCAUCAUGUGUCAGCUCAUGACUUCGAGUGUUUUAGAGCUCAUUUUCGGCUAAUUUUUUUUUUUUUUUUGCUUUAAUGAGUUACAAAUGACGAUAUUUUCCAUUAUUAUUAUGUUAUUGCCAUGAUUUCUUCUUCCUUGGCAAACACAAUAUCAGAUCUCGCGUUCAGACGAAGUUCUAUUCAAUGAUCAAAGAUCUCCACUCGAGGAACCUAAUCUUCUUUUCUUUGAUGAUCAUAUCUCUAACAUAGAGAGACUGAAGACGAUAUUACUCCAUAUCAUAGGGUAUGAAGAUGACAUUACACCAACUUUGAAACUAUGAUUCAACUCGCGAGUGUUGAUGUUCAAAUCUGUUUGAUUGACAAUCUAAGGCUUUGUAAUCUUGACCUAACAUGUCAUAAAAAUGCUAUAUUUCGUUUCACUAAAAACAACUCUAAAUGUGUUUUUGAAUCAGUAUUCACUUCUUAUUCAUUAUCUAAUAUGUCUCAUUGUUUAUUUGUUAGGAAUGUUGCUAUUCAUUGUCUUAUCGUUUUGAAAAAAAAGAAGCUUUUGACUUUCUUUUUUCUUUUGGUUGAAUGCAUAUAUCAUUCAGAAGUCACGAUGCUUUCAAUAAAAUAGGCUUUCUGGGCCAUUCAGAUUAACAUGCGGGCUUGUAAAGAAAUUUAAGCUCAACAGCCGAAAUCACUUGAAUAUGUGGCAAAACCUUAUAACAUGAUUGGGUGAUUUUUCCAUCAGACGUGGACAGUCUAUCUGAGGCUCUUAUUCCCCUUUUAUUACUUGUUUGAUGUUUGAUAAUAUGUUAUUUCUUUUAUAUUUUUCAUAGAAGUGAGAGUUACUCUUCCUCAUCUCUCUGAUUCUUACGAGAGAAAUAUAUUUUGAUUUUUUAAAGUUUAACUUUGAUCUAUUCAGAAAGAUUGUAUAGUUACGAUACAAACAUCACCCAAAUUUUGUUCUCAUGUUUUUUUAUUUGUUUAAACCUGUGAAGGGGCUACAUCAACCAAAAUGGAAAAACAAAGUCAUAAUUCGGCAGUUUACCAAAAAAGCUAUCAAGAGAAGAAAAGCAUUUCCUAGAUCGGAGCUCGGCCAAUCGCUCUAGGCAUAUUGGUCUGAGGAUCUGCCAAAAUUAGAAAAAAAAUUGUUACAAAAUUACAAAUUAGAAAUUUUUUUGUUGAAAGUUUAUAAAUUAACAAUAAACAAUACCGUAAAGCUUAGGAGCUAUCCGACUCAGCCAGCUGGGCAUAACCUCCGUGACCUCUCGCUUUUGACUUCCUUGUUGAUAUUAUGGCCAACAACAUUAAAAGCCUAUCACUUGAUCCAUAUGGAAGCUUUGUAAUCAAGAAGUGUCUACAAGUUGGCAUACAGAGAAAUGUCAUCUUUAUCGUUCUUGACAUGAUUGGUCACUGUUUGUGCAUUUUCAAUGUUUUGAAAUGAUGUUGAUAUGAUUAUUAUUGGUUCUUCGUACGUAAUUAAAUAAAUAUAAGACUAUAUAAUUUAGAUAUGAAUAUAUAGAGAUAUUUUGUUGCUAAACAUUAACAUUUCCCACUUGAGAUAUUCACUCACAUAUUCUCUAACGAAUAUUUUUUUUCCACCAGCUCUAAUCUCAAUUGCCGGUUCAAAGCUUUAAACUAUAAUCUCUAUCUCGAAUUAUUGGUCAAAUUCCUCUUCUCAGUCCAUAAGAAAAGAAAUCCAUUAAACUUUUAAAUAUAUUCCUGGUUAGACAUUUCCACUUCAAAGAAAUUUCUACCUAAACUGAUUCUACGUCCCUCAAUCAAAAGAAAACCUUGGCUUCAUGACUGUCAUACAAACCCAUCCAGGACGAUGGUAUUAAUUAUUUCUUCUAAAGGUUUUUUCUAAUGUUAUUGAUUUUCAAACUAUUACAUAAAUCUAAAUCAUUUUGCAGAAGACAUAGAUUUUUGUUUUCUUUUCCUAUUGAUUACGGCUUGUAUAAAAACAUUGAUACUCCUAAAACAUUUUUAGUUAACAAAUUUGACAUUGACAUAAUGAUUUUUCUUGAAAAAAAAGAAGAAGAUUCUAGUUUAUGCCAUAGAGUCAUAGACCAAUCAAUAAAAGAAGUCUCUAUGCCAUCUCUCUUCGUAACUUCCCCUAACCAUUAGUCAUUACCCUUCUCUAUAGGCUUUUCUUUUAAUCCAGCUGCUUCUUCUAGUUGGGCUGCGGGUUCAAUUUUUUUUUUUUUUGAAACUUUGAUAGCAUAUAAUUAAAUGUAGCAAAGGAGUACAAUAUACACCUUAGUAAAACUCAUAUCAAACUCUAACCUCAAAAGAAGUAAUGAACUCAGUCUAGCAGCCCAAUAAAGUCCCUAUAACAAGACGCAAGGUUUGUUAUUGGUACGUGAAUUCUCAUUAAUUUUAAAACUUUUAAAAUUCCAUUGUUAUUGGUUCUUGGAUUUCAAAAAUCUUAAUAGAAUCCAUUGUUGUUGGUUUAAGAAUUUUCAAAAUUAAUUCAAAUCUCUUGUUAUUCAUAAAGUUUAAUUAUUAUUGAUUCUCUAAUUCUAAUUAAAUUUAGUGGUUAUUGGAAGACGAAUUAUAUUCAUUUUUACUUAUAAGAUUCAACUUUCAAAACAUCAUAUGUAUCGAAGUGAUUUUCAAAAUUUAUGUGAAAAAUUAAAAAACAAAUAGUUAUACUUACUAAAUAUCUACUGCACUACAAAUUAUAAUUAAUUAUAUUUUAUAUAUUUUUACAUAUUUUAAAUAUAUAAUUAUUUUAUAUUCUUUUAAUCAUUUUUGAAUAUAUAAUUAUAUUUAUAAAUAUUAAAAAAUCGAAAUAUAUUUUUUAAAAUAGUUUCAAAAAGUCAUUUUGAAUUUUAAAAGAAAAUUUGACAAAAAAUUGAAAAUCAAAAUCGAAUUUUUUGUUAUAAAUUAUAAAAAGCUCAAAUUUAAGAACAUAUACUUCGAAAUUAAAAAAAAAAACUUUUGUACUUAUUUUUUAUUAUUAUUUAUAUAUCUCGAAACCAAUGGGUAAAAUAGUCUUUUGUUUUUUAUGAAACCUCUUUUGAUCAUUUUCCUCUUUGAGUGCUCUUUUUAUGACAACAACUUACAAGAAACCAUUUAAGAGAAUUGCGUAAUUUUGUAUGUAUCACUUUAUUAUUUUUAAUUUGAAAGAAAAUAAAUAAAUAAUAAUGCUAUAUGAUUUAAAAAAAAAUAAAUUAUAUAUUUACUUUACAAAAAGAAUGAUAGAAAAAGGGUAAUGUAAAUUCAUGAAAAUCUAUACCAAUCUAAAAAAUUUAUAAUCAAAUUUCAUAAGUCAAUUUAUAUAAAUUUCCACAAUCUACGUUUUUUUAAAAAAAUAUAUCAACUCUUAAAAUCUACAAACUCUAUACAAAUUCACCUUCCAAUAACCCCCCUUAGAAAGCCAUAAUUUGUAACCGAAGCCCAAUGUAUUACACAAAGCGGCUCAUGGAAAUCUCUGAAUGUUGACCAAUCCAUGCCCAAAGAAAACAGUAGACGACGCUUAGUUUUCUUUACCUCCACAUUGUGAACAAGCGAGAGAAGAGAUAGAAAGAAAGGGAAGGAUGAUGAGAAGAUCAGAACAAUAGCCGUGCUCGGCUAGAAGAUAGAGAGCCAAAGCAUUAUCCUCUCAGAAGCUUGAGUCUGGUUUUUAUUUCAGCUCAAUUCCCUUUUGAAUUGAGCCCGGGGAACGAUGGAUGUUGAAUUUUUCUUUCACACCUGACCUCAUAGAUCGUGGCUUGCCACGCUAAUAAGGUGAGAUAUUUCAGAUUGUUGUUUCUUGAGAAUUAAUAAGACCACUAAGAGUCUCACUCCAUGAAUGUUCCCAUGUGCUAAAUUGUAGGGAGGGUCCAAAUUGUGUUGGAGAAGGAGCACUAAAAGAAGAGGUGGUCUCUAGUUUCAUGAUGAGAUUAGCUGAAGAGACACACCGAAUCACUUCCAAGUCCCCAUGAGAGCAUCCUGUCCCUUGUGGGACAACAGUUCAAGAGGAACAACCAAGCCAUACAUUUGUGGAAUAUCUAUUUGGCGAUUCAAAAGCCGAUUAGGGCUAAGCGGAGUGAAAAGAGUUUUCAAUGAGACGUUUAGUGAUUCCUUUCUUAACCCAAAUCACUUUGGCCCAAUCCACCCAGAGGUUUUUUUAUUUUCAACAAUUGUAUAUCAAACUGGAUUCGAAAGUAGGAAUAGAUCGACCUUGAACUUGCCAGAUUAGGGAGUCAUCCGCGUCAGAGACUUCGAUAGUGGUCAUGUGAAUCUGAAGAUCUUCUAAACGGGGAGAUCCAAGAAUCAUUAAGCCAAAGAGAAGCACGCGACAGAUAGGGGAAUCCUAGUUAGCUGCGGACAACUCGAACCAAUGAAAUCAAUCAAAGGGCCAAAGUCUGACCCUGGAUCAGUCCAAAGUAAGACUCUAAUCCAUUGAAUUAUCUUACUCCUAAGCUGCAAUAAUUGUUUGAAAGCCCAAAAAUGACUUUGUUUUUUUUUAAUAUCCCAGAUUGAGUUGUUUUUUAUGAUAUUGGUUUUGAUCCAAGAAACUCAAACUGAAUCAGUUUAAAUAGAAGGAGCCAUAACAGUUUUAGCGAAUAUGUAUAGUUCCAAACUCUUAGAGCAUGAUUAAUGCCGGUCUAAUAGAAUGAGAUUCUUAACGUGAUAUAAAAUAUGGUCUCUUAAGUUUUAAUUAAAAAAAUUAAAAAAAAAAACCAUCCCAAAGAGGUUGGAACUUAUCGCUAAAAACCAAAUAGUGAGGCCAACAUAUCUAGGGCACGUGUUAGACUUAGAAAAGAAGCGCCAAUAUUGGUUCACUUUUCUCCACCAUUCAAUAUGUUGUAUGCAUGCAAUUUUUAAUUUUUGUUGGAAACUUGAAUUAUCUACGUACUGCUUUGUGUCCAACGAUGAAUGUUUUCUUAUUCAAUUUAUGGUGGAUAUUUCGUUUCUUAUUUGCAAAUGGUAAAGGAUAUUCUCUUUCUACUACUGCUUCUAUGUUUCUUAGUUGUAUGUUUAAAAGUACGUAGUACUAGAAUUUGAUCCACGUACUUGUGGAAUGUUUGUUUUAGGUUAUUUAAUCAGUGUUUUAUAUAAUUUUGGUAUUAUAUAUUUUGUGCAUUUACCCGUAUUAAAUUCUGGUAUUAUAUACAAAACAAAUUUAUUAUUGAUAUUAUUAAUUUUCUUUAUUUUAUCUAACCAUCAAUGGCAUUAAUUGUUUGUUUAUAUGCUCCAACAUUCGACAUGCCAGAGCUUUGGAAUGGACUGCAAGGAGAUGAUUGCAAUGUUAAAAGAGCCCCAGGUUUGGCGAAGCUUUGCGACGGAGCUGGAAAGGAUGGAGACGCUCCAUAUUUGCUUUCUGGAGUUCAAUAUCACUUAUGUUCCACAAGCGCGAAAUCAGUUCUCAGAUUUUUUAGCCAAGACUGCUAGAUCGUUCCAUAGGGAGUUAUAUUUUAUUGGUUGUUCUAUCCAGGUCUGGUUACCCAGACCACCUCAAGCUUGAGUAAUAGAAUGGCCUUUUGACGUCAAAAAAAUAAAAUGUGCAAGUUGAAAUUAUUUGCUUUUAAUUUGAGAGUAGAUAAAAUCAAAAAUCAUCCUAUGUUGAAUAGAAGUUUGGAAAACAACAACUUUUUUUUUUGUAACUGGCUUUCAAUUAAAAUUGCAGAAAAAAAAUGUUACAAGCCGUUUAAGACUUAAGUUACAUGGGUCGAGCCCAUCCAAGUUUGUUAAAUAGAAGGAAGUAAAUUUAACCAAAUACGUAAAAGCCCAAGACAUUUAAGAAGCCCAGCAGCAGUCCUAAUUCUCCUUCUUCCCUUUCCUCGCCUUCGAUUCCAUCGAUCAUGAAGCCGUAGCACAAACAUGAAUCUUUGUUUACUUGGAGAGUUCUGUGAUGUUCCUUAUCGGGUUGGCUCCGUGGCAAACCAGAGCGCCAUCAAGUUCGAAGAAGUCACCGGAUUUGAGUCUCGGCGGCUGUUCCUCUCCACCCAAAGUGCAUACAGCUUCGCUUGGAAACAUAAGUAGGCAAGACGUCGCACCAGUUUCCUCCCCUUAGUACUUGCAUAUUAUUGAGCGUUGUUGUCCAAUCUCUUCUAGGAGAAACAGAGCAUCUAGUUGCAAUUGCAGUCCAGAUACAAGAGAUCAAUGCAAUUACUCAGAGGAAGUCGUAGGCAAACAUCAUCUUUCCAAGGUACUGUGGCACUUCUUCUGUGGCAUAUGUGAGCAUUGGUUUACAUCUGAGUAAUUUGUAUAAUUUUCCAGACAACAUCUUUCCAAGGUACUGUGGCACCACUUCCUCUGAGUAAUUUGUACACUUCUCAUGUGGCAUAUGUGAGCAUUAGUUUACCCUCCAGCUCCCAUUCAUAGUUAUCAUCCUCAUCUGUUAGUACAACCGUUGUGAGAUAAGCGUAUAACUGUAGUUGGUUUUCCGAUCUUGCAGGUGGCAACCACCAAGCAUCUUGGUUCCAGAGACUCCGUAGAGUAGCAUUCCUACAUAUACCAAGCCUUGAGGAAGCACGGUUUGCCAAGAAGGAGUCUAAGCUUCCAAACGGCGACCAGUUAUCUGUCCAGAACCUACAAGUAAGUCCAUUCCCCACUCUAAGUUUGAUCCAAUUGUAGAUUAGAGGCUUGGACUUUAGAAGUUUAUUCGCUAGCCAUGAGUUGUGUCUGCUAGGAUUAGUAGUCCAGAGGUUUCUCAAAUCUCCAUGUAGGAACUCUUCUUUGAACCAAGCUACCCACACCGAACCUGCCCUGAAGAAAAGCAACCAGAUUAGUCUAAGAAUUGUAGCUUUGUUCCCGGUUAGUAGAUCUUUAACUCCUAGUCCUUCCUCCUCUUUAGGCCGGGUUACAACAUCCCAAGAUACCCGAGCAGCAUUAUUACUGUCAACAUCUCCUUUCCAAAGGAAGAUACUGCAGAGGGAGUUGAUCCGGUUAAUGCACGCUUUAGGUAGGAAAAAUGAAGAGCACCAGAAAUUGGUAAUGCCUGCUAUAACCGUUUUUAUCAGCAGAAGGCGCCCAGCAAAGGAGAGAGACUUAACACUCCAGGAGGAUAGUCGUUCCUUACUAUCUGAAUAAGCUGUUCACAGUUUGCUUGACUCAGUUUUUUGGUGCAGAGGGAGACUCCAAGAUACCUAAUUGGGAGGAUAGUCGUUCCUUACUAUCUUAAUUUAAUUUUGUCAUACUUAGUUCUAUGUAAUGUUUUUAUUUUAAAAUGAUAGAUUAUAACUGUAAAACAAAUAAAACAGGAUGGAGUUCCUCUUCACUGUACUUCCUGGUCCUCAUUCAUCACCGCCGACGAACUUCAGCCACGUUCGAGCGCAAGCCGUCACGGUUUGUCUUCUCCUUCGCCGCAAAAUCAUCAGAACAACUUCCUCAUCCACGUCGUUCUUUGAACCUCAACCAAGUUCAAUUGCGGUUUGUCUUCUCCUUCGCCAUGAAUAAACACGGCCAAGCUUCCUCCUCCACGUCGUGCUCCGUAACUGAUCCGCCUCGCGCUGUGACAAUAAUAAAAGAAGAAGCAAGAUCUAUGUGUUUGUUGUAGAAACAGAGUCAUUAAGAAUUUGAAAUCGGGUCUUAAACGAUAUUUUUACAUGUUUAAAGGUGUAACAAGCAAGAAAAAUGUAAAAAAAAACUAAUGAUUAAGGUGAAAUAAUGGCUGGCGGCCAUAAAGGGGAAUUA
This is a messenger RNA of Brassica rapa (field mustard), 20279 nucleotides long. Its product is annotated as ammonium transporter 1 member 3. Gene Ontology annotation, molecular function: ammonium channel activity. Gene Ontology annotation, cellular component: plasma membrane. Lineage: Eukaryota; Viridiplantae; Streptophyta; Magnoliopsida; Brassicales; Brassicaceae. Gene Ontology annotation, biological process: ammonium homeostasis; ammonium transmembrane transport. The record is from RefSeq and is a predicted model, not a curated record.